GCAUACUGGGUAAAUCUUCAAUGAUGUUACUAUUCUUUCUGGAAGAGGGAAACUGAAAUGAGUUCAUCAACCAAAGCACUUAUUCAUUGUAUGCUGAGCCAGAUUGCUUCAAAUAUGACGAGGUCCAAUGGAAUGAUAGUCACAAGGACAUACAUAUAUGAUUGGCUGAUCCUUAUGCUUCUUGUGGUCAUUUGGUCCCUCCUGCUUCUCAUACAGCCGUUUUAUUGCUUUGUCGGGAAGGGUAUGAUGACUGAUCUCAAGUAUCCACUGGAGAGAGACACAGUGCCUUUCUGGGCUGUUCCGAUGUAUGCCCUUCUGUUGCCAAUGGUGAUAUUCAUUGUCGUGUAUCUUCGGAGGAGAGAUAUCUAUGAUCUUCAUCACGCUGUACUAGGGCUCUUGUAUUCUGCUACAUUCACUGCAGUGAUAACAGAUGCCAUAAAACUUGCAGCUGGCCGGCCUCGGCCAGACUUCUUUUGGCGUUGUUUUCCAGAUGGGAAAGAUGUGUAUGAUCAAUUGGGAAAUGUCAUUUGUCAUGGUAAAAGAAGUGUCAUAGAUGAUGGGCACAAGAGUUUUCCUAGCGGGCAUACUUCAUGGUCCUUUGCAGGUCUUGGUUUCUUAUCUCUUUAUUUAGCUGGGAAAAUUAAAGCAUUUGAUCACAAAGGUCAUGUUGCAAAAUUGUGCAUCAUCUUUGUCCCGCUUCUUGUUGCAUCUCUUGUCGGCAUUUCAAGGCUAGAUGACCACAGGCAUCACCGGCAGGAUGUCAUUACUGGAGGUCUCCUAGGGAUUACGGUAGCAGUGUUUUGCUAUUUGCAGUUCUUUCCACCUCCAUAUCACGCUGAAGGUUGGAGGCCUUAUGUUUCCUUUGAAGAAUUGGAGUCGUGUACGAAUACACAGGCCGUGAUUGCAGAGGAUGUUCCCAAAACGCAGGCCGCGGAGACUCAAAACGAGAGCCGUCUGGAUGAGAGGAGCGGCAUUGGAUGCAUAUCACCUACUGCCGGUCGAUCACUGGCAGACAUGGAAUCAGGGGGAAGUUUUUUGUAGCUUCUACAGUCAUUUUGGCUAGACUAGAGAGAAUGCAAACGCGAAUAGACGAGUACUAUCGCCAGUUGCAAUACGGAUAUCUCCAAGUAGGUUCUUCUGAUGGUCCUUUCGAUAAUCACAGACAACGUUCUUCAUCUAUUGCUGCA
Molecule: messenger RNA, 1187 nt
Organism: Syzygium oleosum
Lineage: Eukaryota; Viridiplantae; Streptophyta; Magnoliopsida; Myrtales; Myrtaceae
Product: putative lipid phosphate phosphatase 3, chloroplastic
Exons: 9
Coding region: 58-1041 (327 amino acids)
Biological process (GO): phospholipid metabolic process
Molecular function (GO): phosphatidate phosphatase activity
Source: RefSeq, a predicted model, not a curated record